This is a messenger RNA of Antechinus flavipes (yellow-footed antechinus), 5608 nucleotides long. RefSeq names its product kallikrein related peptidase 8 (gene KLK8). Gene Ontology annotation, biological process: neuron projection morphogenesis; memory; proteolysis. The transcript has 6 exons. Lineage: Eukaryota; Metazoa; Chordata; Mammalia; Dasyuromorphia; Dasyuridae. The record is from RefSeq and is a predicted model, not a curated record. Bases 755 to 1537 code for a protein of 260 amino acids. Gene Ontology annotation, molecular function: serine-type endopeptidase activity.
GGAAAACCCCCCGAACUGGGCGCCGAGCAGCCUGGCUCUGUCCCAAACGGCCUGGGUGACCCGGAGUCACUCUGCCUAAGGAACCUCGAUCACCUCCUCCGCUGAACACGACUAGAUGGCGGGCUGGGGGCUGGGGGUGGGGAAGGAGCCGGCGCAGGUGAGGACCGUGGAUCUCCAAGCGCUUUGGGGGAUCCGAUCUCCUCCAGCUCUGCUCGGUCCCGUCGCGAGAUGGCCAGGACCUGCUCCGCCCAGUCGCUGCAUCGGCGGGAGUGGAAGGGGAAACCGGGUCACGGCGCCUCCCAAACCAGCCGCCCCGGAUAGCUCCACCCGCCCCUCCUGGACGUAGGUCGCCGGGCCCUCUCCUCCUCCUCCCCCGCUCCCUAAUCUCCCAGUCUGACUGCGGCGGGCGCUUCUUCCUAGGCACUGGGGGUGCAGAUCGCGCCCUCUUUCUCAGGGAUGGAGGGAGCGACUCCAGCCCCGGUCCUCGGAGGGACCCAGGCGUCCUGAUCCCCAGGGGCCUCGGACGCGGGUGAGACACGGGGUCCCGGGCCGAUUCCUCGCGGAGCUGCGGUCUGCCCGGAAGAGGCGGGCGGGGCGAGGAGGGGCAGGGCGGCCUGGGUCCGCCUCCUUAAAAGGCUCGGUCCCAAGGAGUCGGUGAUCUCGGGACCAAGGUACCUGAAGCAUCCUCGGAAGCCCAAGGGGGGAACCAGCCGGAGCCCAGAACUCCCCCCGGAGGAGUCCCUCAGGUCUUGCCAUGGGACACUCUUCAGGCUCCUGCUCCCACACCUGGAAAUGCUGGCCCUUCUUCCCAUUGCUCCUGACAGUCUGUACAGGCUCUUUCAUGGCAGAGGACUCCAGGGUGCUGGGGGGAGAGCCCUGUAACCCUCAUUCCCAGCCCUGGCAAGCCGGCUUGUUCCAGGGUGUAAGGCUCCUCUGUGGGGGGGUCCUGGUGGCCCCUCAGUGGAUACUCACAGCAGCCCACUGUCAGAAACCGAAGUACACAGUUCGCCUGGGAGACCAUAGCCUGCAGAACCCAGAAGGAUCCGAGCAAGAGGUCAGAGUAGUUCGAUCAAUCCCACAUCCUUGUCACAACGCAUCCAAAAGCAACAACCACGACUUGAUGCUGCUCAAACUUCAGAAACCAAUCCAAGUGAACAACAAUGUGAAACCCAUUGGACUUCCCUCCCACUGCCCUCAGCCUGACCAGAAAUGCACUGUGUCCGGUUGGGGUACCACCACCAGCCCUCGAGAGAACUUUCCUGACGUCCUACACUGUGCAGAUCUGACCAUCUGGUCCCAGAGUCAAUGUGAGAAGGCGUACCCAGGCAAGAUUUCAGAUGGCAUGGUGUGUGCAGGAAGCAACACCGGUUCGGACACCUGUCAGGGUGACUCAGGGGGCCCACUGGUGUGCGAAGGAGUCCUCCAGGGCAUCACGUCAUGGGGCGCAGACCCCUGUGGGAGACAGGAUAAGCCAGGCGUCUACAGCAGUGUCUGCCGCUAUACGCAGUGGAUUAAGAAGUUCAUCAACGCUAACUGAGCCCGCGGCAGGGGUGGGGCGGGAGGGAGGCGGGAGGGGGGGUGGGCUGGGGUGGAAGGGGGAUCCUUCUCCCUCAAUAAACGAACAGCCCCGGCCCGCGCUCCCCCUAGACCUGCCUGCCAAGCGUCUGGUCCACGGAGACGAGCUGGACAGAGGCCCGGCUCUGGGGCUCUCCAAGGCGCGUGUGCACCUCUCUCAAUUUCUCUUCCUCCGCGGUUCCUUCCUCUAGGCUUGGCUUGAGGGGACAGAGGGAGUGUUCAGUGAUUGGCAACCGUGUCCGCGAUUCUCCAUUAUUUCCCUGUUCCUCCCUCGGGUCCGCCCUUCGCGUCUCUGUGGCCAUUCCUUCUCCUGGCUCGGCGCCGUGUCCCCCCAGCACUGUCCCCUCUGCACCAUUCUGGGCUUUUUCUCAAUCUCUGAAGUUCGGGCAGUCCCCGUUCCCCACCCCCGAUGUCACCCCCUUUCUCCUAUCUGCUCUGUCUCUCCCCCAGCGCCUUACUCUUAAACGCGCGCUUUGCUGUUUCCCUGAGCUUUCCCUUCCCUCGCCCCCCUGCCCCCCGCGCCAGUCCGAAGUCUGCGGGUCUCCUCUCCCCUCGACCUCGGGUCUCUUCCCCUCGCCCUCAGGCCUCCCGCGGCCGGAGUCUGUGGCUAAGGGAACCGUGCCCCGCCCCAGUGGCCCUUGCUUUCCCUCCUGGCACAAUCUUUCCCAAUCGCUCCCGGAGCCUGGGCGGAGGGAGCACAUCCUCUCGGGCGGGGCCCGGAGGAGGGUGGAGUCCCCGGGAGCAGCCACGGGACCGGAGACCCAGGAGCGCUCGGACCCUUCCCUCAGACGGACGGAUGCGCCAAUCGGGCAAAAAGGGUCCGACUUUCGCCUAGGCUUCUCUCAGGAGUCUCAGGACAGGGCUCGCGAGCACCCUCCCCAAAGUCUCCUGUGCUGUUUUCCCUUAGUCUCGGGCCUGCCCCAGCCCUCCAGCCUUCAUCCUCUCUUUCCGAGCACCUAAGCGUUCUGGAGCCUCCCUUAAACCACGUCCUCCUCCCCAGCCCCUCAGCCUGGCGUUCUAGAGCCUCCCCAAGCGGGGCCCUGCCCGUGCAAACGGCCUAUCCCUGCUUCCGCGGCCGUUCUAUUCCCGCCCACCCGACCUGUAGACUCUCCCCUACCUCCCCAGUCCCUUCACGGCUCCCGAGUUCCACCCUCCGCGUCUUUCCUCCACUCCCGUGUCCCCAAUCCAUUAAGUCAGGCCCUCCCUGCCAGAUUCUCCGCUCCAGGCUGGCCCUUAGCUCCCAAUCACGUCCACACUUGGCUCGGAUGGUCUCCAAAGCAAUCCCUUAGCCCAUUUUCCCCUAAUCCCCUUCCCUGAAUCCUCAGGCUUUCAGUCUUUCGACCCCUCUAGCCUUCUAGUUCUUCCUCAAAAGCCCUUUCCUUCCCGACCGGUCCCAGCCUCCACCCUCGCCAGUUCCCACCGCAGAAUUAUGGUUCUGCCACCUGACCUAACCCACGCACGGAGCAUCUGGUCGCCCCACCCCAUCCCAGGAAGUUCUUGUCCCGCCCCUUUUCUCUUUGAGCCAAAACCCUGGACCCACAGACUGGGAUCUUGGCAUCUUGAGCCACUUGGGUUUAGGAAGAUGCUAAAUCUCAGAGAAGUCUGGGACCUGGCGAACCAUCGCCUCGCUCCUCAAUGAGCCUGGGAGCCGAUGGUUCUUAAAGGAUAAUAGUCUGGGGUUCCCAGAAAAAGGGUCAGGGGGAUCUCUUUAAAUACUCACAUUCACCUGAUCAUCACAAUUUAUCUGCAAAAUAGAUUCUAAGAGAGGUUAUUAUUGUUAUUCAGUCAUUUUGGACGUUGUGAUCCUGUGGAGCGUACUGUCGAUGAGACUUUCUUAGCAAAGAUGCUGGAGUGUUUUGCCAUUUUCUUUUCCAAUGGAAAAGGGUUAAAUGACUUGCCCAGAGUCACCAGGCUAGUAACUAUCUGAGUCAGAAUUUGAAAUCCGAUCUUCCUGACUGUGCCCAGCACUCUAUCCACCGAGCCUCCUGGCUGCCCUCUGUGUAGAGAUUAUUAUCCCCAGUUUUGACUGUUAAGUGAGGUGCCGCACUUACUAGGUGUGUGUGAUAUUAGGCAAGCCUGUUUGCCUCAGUUUCCUCAUCUUGCUAGAUGAGUUUCAGAAGGAAAUGGCAAAUCACUCCAUUCUUUGCCAAGAAAACCCUAAAUAGGAUAACAAAAGACUACUACAUGGCUGAUAUUAUGCAACCACCAUACCUCCCCCCCCCCCAUUUUAAAAUUGAGAAAAUGGAAACAAAGUAACUUCUAGAUUUAGCUUUUAAGAGAGAAAUUCAGGUGUGCUGACUCGGAAUCUGUCCAUGGUCCUUUCUUAGAGCACUGGAUUCUUGAAUCUUUAUUAUGUUUUAUUCUCUCUCUCUCUCUCUCUCCCCCCAAAGCCCAAAUGUUUUAAAUGCAUUCAUAUUCAAACCUGGAAGAGACCUUAAAAUUCAACCCUCUUAUUUUGUGGGAUGAUUAAACCAAGACUCGCUUUCCAGAACUUGCAGUGAUAAAAAUUUGAAGAGUUAAGAUUUGUGCCCAGUUCUGACAUCAAACCCAGGGCCUGCAAAAAAGUUUAUUGAAAGGAAAAAAAAAUCUUAGCUGAUGAGUGCUGAAUUUGCACCUGGAUUCAAAUCCCAACUCAGCUGCUUAAUAGUUGCGUGACUCUGGACAAGUAACUUUACUACUAUGACCUUCAUUUUGUUCAUUUGGUGGGAUUCAAUGACCUCUUCCUAUGAUAUAUUUUUGGUUGCCCAGGUAUUUGUAUCUCACCAGCUGAAGCUGAGUAUAGCUAAUGAGCCCCCAUCACUGUGACUCUUCUCAAGAUCAGCAGUUGUUGCCAACCAUGGAUCAGAUAGAUAUUAUUAAAAUAAUGUGGUAAGAAUAGUUGGUGCAAAACAUCUCCAAACUCUAUGGCAUGCUGUGCCAUAAGUACAUAUGGAGUCAUUAUAAGCUGAUGAUGCAUGUGGUAAAGCGGGAUAUCUCAAGAUUUCUGCAAGUCCCUUUGUGAGAGUCAUCAAGGUGUUCCUUGUCAAUAAAUUGCAGUCUUCUUCCUUGUAGAGUUCUAAGCACGGUGAGUUUAUCUCUGAUUUCCCCUGCAGAUGCUGCUUUCAGUUAGUACUGCUCUUGGGUCAGUAUUAGGAUCCCCAAAAGAAGUCUAAAUCAUUGGAUUCUGAUAUAAAAAGAUCAUUUUUCUGGUUAAAGAAGAAGAGACAGAGGCUUAACGCUGAUCCUUUCUGGGAGUGAUUCCCUAUCAGUGGCUUGGCUGAAACUAUUCUCCCCUCUAAGCUUCUAGAAACUCAAAGCAUUGGGUUUGGAACUGGACUGCCUUAUUGAAGACCCAAAGGGUAUGACAAGGUGAAAAUUAUAUCACAGUCUUUGAGUAAUUGAUUCAAUAGAGAUGGUUUUACUUGAUAAAAGUAUCAGGGCUAGAGUGUUUUGACUGUUGCUAUAAGUAUGGAUGGGUUAAUUGACUCAAUAGAGCACCACACAUACAUAUUUUUUUCACCCUACUCUAAUUUCCCAUUGAGAGGCAGCAGGUUAUAGUGGAUAGAGAGUAGGUCUUGGAAUCAGGAGUUGAAGUCCUGAUUUUGACACCCCCUGUUUGUUUGAUCAUGGGAGAUCAUUUAAUAUCUCAGAAAACCAAGCCACUCUCUUCUGAUACAUGAGGGAAGUCUGAAAGAUAAAACAGGGGCAGCUAGGUGAUGCGUGGAUAGAGCACCAACCCUGAAGUCAGGAGACCCUGAGUUCAAAUCUGCCUUACCUGGGCAAGUCACUUAACCUCAAUUGCCUCAGGAAAAAAAAAUCGAAUAAAAAAAAAAAACAAUAACAAUGCAGUCACAGUCCUACAGAAUGAUGUAUAGACAAAGGUACCCUAAGUUGUCCCUUUGUCAAAGAUUCCUUUAUAAAUCAAAAAAUUAAGUAGAAUCAAUUGACAAAGCAAUUGUGAUAAUAUGUGAUUAUACAUGCAACAACUCAUACCUCUAGGUGUCCCCUUUUCUUGAUAAAAUAACUGAAAGAAUAAAAAAAAAUUACCUACCAA